Salvia miltiorrhiza (redroot sage) is the source of this 2064-nucleotide messenger RNA. RefSeq lists its product as uncharacterized. The transcript is spliced from 2 exons. The record is from RefSeq and is a predicted model, not a curated record. Bases 1022 to 1810 code for a protein of 262 amino acids. NCBI's taxonomy places the organism in Eukaryota, Viridiplantae, Streptophyta, Magnoliopsida, Lamiales, Lamiaceae.
CAAGCAGGUAUUCACGACAAACGUCCGCAUACACGUGUUUCUAGUGUAGUGUUUCACGAGAGAGAGAGAGAGGCAUGAAAUUCAAUGAUGUGUUGAUAAUUAUAAAUCUUUUGUAAACUCUUAUUCCUUUUCCUUUCCAUGAGUGUGAUUUGACCCCAUCUCUAAUCUUUCUUCGAUCCCCAUUAACUCAAAUAAAUACUCAAAAAGCUAUUUCGCUCCCAUUCAUAAUACUAUUAUCAGAAACAGAGUUUUAUUUUAUCCACACAUCUAUGCUGCUUUGCUUAACUCUCUUCUUUCUUCGCGGAUACAAAAUUAACACCUCUUUAUUCAACCGUACGAUCCGUGUCUAUUUGCGUUGUCUUUAUUUAUUUUGCUGGGAUUUUGUGGGCAUGAAGAUUUGGCAUAUCAUAGCUGUGAAUUUGUAGAAUAACAGAGUAUGCUUGUUUGUUAAAUAUUUGACUGCUUUCUGCCAACUUUUUUUGCCGUGCAUUAUUAAUCUCAUUUGUGAAUCUCCAAUCCUCCUGGUGCAUAAAUUCUUCUAAAUUGGAUGCUGGAAAAAGCAGUCUUUCAUAUGUAUGUAUCUUGAUGAGUAUAUAAGCACAUUUGGUUUGUUGUGAUUUCUGAGGUGGAAAAGUGUUUCCACAACUGCUUUUUUCUUUCUUUUCUUUAUCCCUGAGAAACAUCUUUGGCAGUAAAAUUUGAUGCAUUACUCUUUUGCAGGUGGCUUCAAGUUUAUCCAGGGAAAGUCCAAGAACUCUGUUUCUUGGUAAUUGUUAGUUUAGCUUUUGAGUAUUAGGAAGAGUAGUCCUAUUGAUGAAGAGUUAGACAUAUAGAGAAGAGGAGAAUGCAUCAAUUAUCAUAAUAUAGAUGGCACUCAGUCUUGUAAAGAGAAAAAGGAAAGGUUGUGGUCUUGCUUUUGUUGCUAGUUUAGAAUUUUUGUAAAUGGAUAUCUGUGAGUUAAUUGAGAAGAUUUAACCCUUUAAAAGUAGCAUAGUUUAAGGAGGAGAAGGACUUAGAAAAGAUGGGUUCGUUUCCGGGGCAUAUGGUUCCAGGAACGCUGUUUCUGGUUGUGGGGGUGUGGCACGUCUGGUGCUCUAUAGUUAGAUAUGUAUCAGUUCCUGAUUUGUAUCGGGUCAGGGUUUGGAACCCGGUUCGAGGAUUUGAUGGCAGGGUUAAGUACCUGGAGCUCUAUGUCAUUGCAAUUGGAGGCUUUAUUGAUCUGUGCAUAGAGUUUCUUUAUGCAACCCAUCUCAAGAUUUUUGUCAAUGGAGUCUUGAACCCUUCUCACAUUAACAACUUUGAGCACUCUGGAAUGCUGCUCAUGUUCUUCAUCUUUGGCGUAAUCACACUGCUGUGUGAAAACACAAGGCAUCUUCCAUUGAGUGAAGGUGCUUUAUGCCUAAUUGCUUCAGCAGCAUUCACAGCAGAGUACCUCUUAUUCAACUUCCACUCGACUACGCACAAGGGACUCGAGGGGUAUUACCACCGUGUCCUCGUUCUCCUCAUAGGCCUCUGUAUAUUAUCAACUAUCGCGGGAGCUCUCAUGCCAACCAGCUUUCCAGCUGAUUUGUGCAGCGGCAUUGCUAUAACGCUCCAGGGCCUCUGGUUCUAUCAGACCGCUUUCACUCUCUAUGGUUCAAUGAUGCCGGAUGGCUGUGUGCUCAACAUCGACAAAAUCUCAUGUCGUUCCAUGGAGCACGAAGCCCGUGGUGAGCUGCUGGCAAAUUUCCAGCUAUUCAUUCAAGUUUUUGGUGUUCUUGCUUCUGCUUCUGGUGCAUAUAUUUAUGCACAACCCAGAUUCAGUCACUGAUCUCAAGGGCUCAAAGUGGAUGAAGAUUUUGUGUAUGUAUGAUUUGUCUAUUUUUGAGGUAGUGAGUGUUGUGGAGGAGGUAUAUAUUAUAUAUACACACAUUUAUGCCUAGUUAUUUGUUUAGUGAUCAUAGUUUGUUCCUUUUUUUUUUCUUCAACACCUUCUUACAGUCUUUGGUAUUGAAUUGUGGAUGUAAAGGUAAUGCCAAGAUUAAGUUGUGUUUAGAAUAUAUGAUACUAUGAUGCUUCAUCAAA